This is a messenger RNA of Hansenula anomala, 926 nucleotides long. RefSeq names its product ribosome biogenesis protein RRS1 (gene RRS1). Lineage: Eukaryota; Fungi; Ascomycota; Saccharomycetes; Phaffomycetales; Wickerhamomycetaceae. The transcript is spliced from 2 exons. Gene Ontology annotation, biological process: endonucleolytic cleavage in ITS1 to separate SSU-rRNA from 5.8S rRNA and LSU-rRNA from tricistronic rRNA transcript (SSU-rRNA, 5.8S rRNA, LSU-rRNA); ribosomal large subunit biogenesis; ribosome biogenesis. The coding region runs from base 1 to 606 and encodes 201 amino acids. Gene Ontology annotation, cellular component: nucleus; preribosome, large subunit precursor; nucleolus. The record is from RefSeq and is a predicted model, not a curated record. Gene Ontology annotation, molecular function: protein binding.
AUGUCUGAAGAAAGAGAAUACAAACCUGUCACUGUUGAAAAACCUAUCCCAGUCACUUAUGACCUUGGUAACUUAACUGUUUUUGAUUCAAAUGCUUUAGAUAGUCAACAACUAUCAACCAACAAUCCUGACCGUGAAGAAUACAUCAAAUCAAUUUCUAGAGAUAAUGCACAACUUUUGAUAAAUCAAAUACUUUCAUUACCAAUGAAGACCACAACUGAAAGUGCUGGAUCAAAUGGUCAAUCAUCAAGUAUAACUUUAGUUCAAUUACCACAACCAACCACAGAAUUACCAAGAGAAAAACCAAUUCCUAAGGCUAAAGAGCCAACCAAAUGGGAACAAUUUGCUGCUAGAAAAGGUAUUCAAGCCAAAGAAAAAUCCGGUAAGAUGGUUUACGAUGAAGCUACUGGUGAAUGGGUUCCAAAAUGGGGUUACAAAGGUAAAAACAAAGAUCUUGACAACCAAUGGUUGGUUGAAGUGGAUGAUAAAGUCAAAGGCACUGCAGAUGAAUUGAUUGAUCCAAGAACCUUGAGUAGAGCUGAAAGAAAGCAAUUAGUUAAAAAGAAUGAACUUCAACAGAAACGUAACUUGAAAAACAAUGAUUAAGGGGUUUUUAUUUCACGGAAAUUGGAAAAUUUUGUAUAUUAUGAUUUUAUUUUGCAUUACAGUUUAAUAUUAAGGGUUUUGUUUCAUCUAUUAGUUUGUCCGUUUGAUUGUGUAGAUUUGAGCUUGAAACAGAAGCAAAACACAUUCGCGAAGGUAUGAUCGUCAAAAUUUUGUUCCUGGCUCGAAAAUUGGAGAUACACCAAAAUACAGUUAUUUAGUACACUUGUGGGCUUCGAACUUGACUAUCUAUUGAAUCCAAUUGAGUCGUCUGUGGAUUGUGAAACGAAUUUGAUUUCUAGAAAUAUUAGUGGUAGAAAUAA